ACACAAAAUAAGUGCACGCACUGCACAUAGGUAGUGCAAAACGCAAUUCUAAUUAUUAUUUACAUAAAAUAAUGCAAAGUAGUAAAAUGACAUGAAAAUUAUUAUGCAUACAUUUGUUGACGGGGCAUAACUAAACAAAUAUAUAGCAGAGAUCAUCCAACACUGGAAAGGUGAUAUGCUCGUGAAGUUUACAGUGUCUAGCUUUUGGAUUCUUCCAACAUGUCGAGCUCGUACCGAAGCAGGAUCCAGGAAUUCAAGGUGGCCUUGAUUGAAGAGAAGCUAGACUUGAAUGCACUCCGGGAACUUUGCUUCAGCGGUAUCCCAUUUGAAGGAGGCAUCCGUGCACUUUGCUGGAAAGUCCUUCUAAACUACCUGCCUCUGGACCAGACGAUGUGGGAUUCCUUUCUCAAAAAGCAGAGGGAGGGUUAUUCCCAGUUCCUGAAGGAGAUGAUUAUCCAGCCCGGCAUCGCUAAGGCCAACCUGGGCCUCUCCAGAGAGGACGUGACCAUGGAGGACCACCCUCUCAACCCCAGCCCAGAGAGCAAGUGGAACAACUACUUCAGAGACAACGAGGUGCUGCUGCAGAUUGAUAAAGAUGUCAGGCGUCUGUACCCAGACAUGGCCUUCUUCCAGUGGCCCACAGACUACCCAUGCCAGCUGAUCCUGGACCCCCAGAAUGACUACGAGACCCUCAGGUGCCGUGUGGAACAGACCACCCUCAAGGCCCAGACUGUGGACCGCAACCGCAGCGGGGUCACCAACGUGAGCUCCCCGGGCAAGGCCCUCAACCUGUACCCUUCCAACGAGUAUGAGGUGCUGCCCAAUGGCUGUGAGGCCCACUGGGAGGUGGUGGAGCGCAUCCUGUUCAUCUACGCUAAGCUCAACCCGGGCAUCGCCUACGUGCAGGGCAUGAACGAGGUGGUGGGACCCCUCUACUACACCUUCGCUACCGACCCCAACGACAAGUGGAGAGAGCACGCUGAGGCGGACACCUUCUUUUGUUUCACCAACCUGAUGUCGGAGAACCGGGACAUGUUCAUCAAGAGUCUGGACGACUCACAGUGCGGCAUCACCUACAAGAUGGAGAGCGUCUACUCCAUGCUCAAGGAGAAGGACAUGGAGCUCUACAUUAAACUGCAGGAGCAGAACAUCAAGCCUCAGUACUUCACCUUCCGCUGGCUGACCCUGCUGCUGUCUCAGGAGUUCCUCCUGCCCGACGUCAUCCGCAUCUGGGACACGCUCUUUUCCGACCAGGACCGCUUCAACUUCCUCAUCCUAGUCUGCUGCGCCAUGCUCGUCAUGCCUGUCCUGUGUGGUUUCAGACUGAUUCGAGAUCAGUUGCUGGCAGGCGACUUCACGAUCAACAUGAGACUGCUGCAGGACUACCCCAUCUCAGAUGUCCACACCAUCCUGGCCAAGGCCAAGGAGCUUCAGGACGGGUCAUAGCCACCCCUACCUCCCUUCUCCCUUCCUUGGUUGGGGAGGGGAGGAUGCAACAUUAAACUGAUAACCCUGGGCACAACAAAGGAGGGAGAGGAAGACACCUGGCGCCAGGUUUGGUACAAGGUUGGUCGGAGAAACCAAACUCGGUACUUAGGCUUGUCAUCUCACUCUCACGGCCUGACAGUUUUUCCACUGGGAGGGUGUGUGGCCUCAAGCUAUUUAUUUUUGCACUGAACACUUGAAAAAAAGUGUACAAAUCUGCAUAUAUGAAGCAGAGAAACCACAGUAACGAUUACAACAGAAGCAUCAUUAUAAAGUCCGCCAGGGCUAAUAUCACACUCCCAGGUUUUUUUUUAGGGUGUUUCUUUUUAGUGGGUUGGGAAUAACUUUUUUUUUUUACUUUCAAAGUGAAGUUUUUUUUUAAUCAUUAAUAUGAAAUAUAAUACUACCAUGUAAAGACUAACCAUAAAAACAGCAAAAAAAAUGUUGCCACAGGGUUUGCUUUAAAGUAUAGAUUGUUAUGACAUUGGGCCUCAACGCAAGCAUCCUCUCUCUGUUUUCAUGACCGUGCUCAGAUAUUUACUCUAACGCACAUGAGAUACACGUCUGGACAGUUUAUAGCUGGAUGUAACCUGAUUCCGUGUCUAUGGAGUCGCCAAUAUUAAUGUAUGUUUGCUGUCAAACCAAUGGGAUGUGAAACUUGUUUUAUACAUUUUUUUGGUGUGUCAUGUAGCAGAAGCUCUUAUCCAGAGCCACUUACAGGUGCAAUUAGGGUUAAAUGCCUUGCUCAAGGGCACAUCGGCAGAUUUAUCACCUAGUCGGCUUCUGAAUUCGAACCAGCGACCUUUCGGUUACUGUCCUAAAGCUCUUAACCACUAGGCUACUUGCUGUCUGACCCACUAACCUGAAAUUGAUACAUUGAUGACGAUGAGAAGGUUGCUUUUGAUGUGAGGGCAUUACUAAGCAAACAAAUCAAUCCAAUUAAAUUGGGCAUUCAUUUUUUUAUAAUAUAUUUUGACCUAUCUCUGGUCGCAUUGAGUGGCCAGAAUAAACCAGAAUACAUUAAACAUGAAUGACGUCUUGUAAAUGAAGCAUAACACAUUUUGCAUACUGUAAGAUUAUUACAGAGAACAAAUGAUUGAUAAUAGUAGCUGAAUAUUUAUCAUGGAUAAAUGACUGACAUUGAAAGGCUAUGAUGAUAGCAUUUAUGUAUUCACAUAAUGGAGUUGACAGAUAAGAGUUGAAAAAUUACGGAGUUGAUUACUUAAAAUCACUAUGAUUGAAUGUUAUAGAUUAUUAUUUUAUUUUUUUAAAUGCUAACACUUACCACAAAGCUAAGACACCCUUGAAAUGUAUUUACCUUUUCAAACAGUAGGACCUUCAUAAUAAUGUGAUACUAAAGUACACAGAUAAUGACUUGCUUUGUUUUCAUCAAUAUUGUGAGAAUGAUACAACAGUUACCUUUUUACUGUUUGCAUUUCAGUUUUAUUAGCAUUCCCUAGAAAUUCCAAGUAUCACCAUCCCUUUCAGUGGCAAGAUGGUAUCAGUCUAUAUUCUUUUCUUUUUACAUAUUUUUCUCCCCAAUUCCGUGGUCUCCAAUUGUCUUAUAGCUGCAACUCCCGUACAGUCUCCGGAGAGGCGAAGGUCGAGAGCCGUGCGUCCUCCGAAACACAACCCAACCAACUGCUUCUUGACACAAUGCCCACUUAACCCAGAAGCCAUCCACACCAAUGUGUUGAAGGAAACACUGUACACCUGGCGACCGUGCACUGCGCUCAGACCGCCAAAGGAGGCGCUAGUGCGCGAUGGGACAAGGACAUCCCUGGCGGCCAAACCUUCCCCUAACCUGGACGACGCUGGGCCAAUUGUGCGCCACCCCAUGGGUCUCCCAGGCGACAGAGCCUGGACUCAAACCCAGAAUCUCUAGUGGCAUAGCUACUGUUGCACUGCGAUGCAGUGUCUUAGAUCACUGCGCCACUCAGGAGGCUUCAGUCUACAUUCUAACACUAUUUCAGUAACAAGAUGGUAUUAGUCUACAUUCUAACACUAUUUCAGUAGCAAGAUGAUAUUAGUCUACAUUCUAACACUAUUUCAGUAACAAGAUGGUAUCUUCCUACUGAAAAAUUGCCUAGACAGGAAUUGGUACAAAUUGACAGUCUGUGACUAGCGAUGGUUCAAUGUGGCUUUAUUGUACUAAAGUGAGGUAGUAAGAGAUACUGUGCUGAGUAUUUUGACACUGAAUGAAAUGGGAACACUCCUAGUUCAAACAGCUUGGCUUGGUCGAUCAGUGUGUCUAUAAUCAUGUCUUGAUCUUAAAGGCCCAGUGCAGUCAAAAACUUGAUUUCCCUGCGUUUUAUAUAUAUUUCCACACCAAGGUUGGAUUCAUACUGACAUUGUGAAAAUUAUGAUAAUGCCCUUUUAGUGUAAGAGCUGUUUGAAAAUACUUCCUGAAAUGUCAGCUUGUUUUGGUGGGAGGGAGUUUUGGCCUUCCAUGGUGACAUCACCAUGUGGUGAAUUGAUUAAUAAAGAUUUCCAAACCUCUCUGCCAAUAACAGCUAGUUUUCAGUUCCCCCUCCCUAGUCAGAACACUCCCUGACAGUCUUAGCCAAGUUCUUGCUUGCUUUUUUUGUGACCAUUUUCAUUUAAAAGAAUCACAGUAAGGUACUUAAUUGUUACCUAGACAUUAUUUGUUACUGGUGUGGGGGGAAAAACCCAGCUGCAUUGAACCUUUUAAUGAAUGUAUAUAAACAGUGACAAAUCCCCCAUUGAAGGUUCAGUAAUGACAAAGAAGGAAAGUCUUGUCUUCCUGUGAUUCACAAACGUUUGUUGUCAAUGAUGAAUGGUUUAUGGUUCUCAUUUUCUCGUUCUUGCUCUAUCACAAUUUUUUUCCUUUACUUUUUUUCCAUUUUUCCAUGACUCUUGCCUUUCUCCCACCUCUUCCUCCCCUCCUUGCCCUGUGAUUUUGAGGGCUUGUCCAGGAUAGGGCUAGCAGCAAGACAGUAGGCCCCGUGCCACAGUCCGCCUGCCAACCGCCAUGCACUGCCAUUCUCCCUCUUAUCAUAUCGCUCUGUUUCUCAUCCAGCAGACAUUCAAUUUGUGAACCACAAACUAUCUGUUUUACAGCUAUAUUGAGACUUUUAGAAAGCAGCUCACUGCCUCUGGUCUCAUCUCUGCCAACCGUUUGACGGUAGACAGCAAAUCCUAUGUGGCAAAAAGCUACUAUAAUUGUGGACUUGAGAAUCGCAGGGCUAGAUAGGGAGAAUGCAUACUCAUCAUGAAAUAUAAUCAUAUAUUUUGUAAUCCUGCAUGUCGAUGGCUUUUUCUGUAACAUUUAUCCUUUAUCCUGGCUGAACAGUCUUUUGUCCUUGUCUGUUUGUUAUUCGCACCACAUUGUCCUUGGUGUCAGAUGAAUGUUUGUCAUGCCACUGCUACACAGGGCAACAAUGUAAAUUGUCCAGCGUAUUGUGCUCUGAUUUGACAUAUCCUCCAUUGUCUUAAAAAAUCCUUAACGUCUUUGACUAUGUGGAAGGACAACAUUGCAUUGUUGCCAGUGGCGAUUAUAUAAAUCUGUAUAGUGAUUACAUCAGGAAUUUGACAAUGCUUUGUGUAGCCAUAUUAUUCUCUAAGGCUUCUUCUUUGUGUAUUUUCAGGCCCUUUUAUAAUAAAUGCCAAGUGUGCAACAAGUACAGUUUUUACUUUA
Messenger RNA from Oncorhynchus nerka (sockeye salmon), 5143 nucleotides. Its product is annotated as TBC1 domain family member 13-like. Bases 220 to 1446 code for a protein of 408 amino acids. The transcript is spliced from 13 exons. Gene Ontology annotation, molecular function: GTPase activator activity. Gene Ontology annotation, biological process: activation of GTPase activity; intracellular protein transport. NCBI's taxonomy places the organism in Eukaryota, Metazoa, Chordata, Actinopteri, Salmoniformes, Salmonidae. The record is from RefSeq and is a predicted model, not a curated record.